Messenger RNA from Aureobasidium musti, 501 nucleotides. Lineage: Eukaryota; Fungi; Ascomycota; Dothideomycetes; Dothideales; Saccotheciaceae. The record is from the annotation of a GenBank genome assembly.
AUGACCAAUACAGAAUUUAGUCAUGAAUUGACUGGGGCUUUUGCCUCUGGCAUACUCAACCAGCUGCAGCAUUUCUGGUCUGCUCAUUUGGUUGAUUCAAGCCAUAUUGUCGUUCCCAGCACACAGGAUCUUGAUGUUUGGUUCGUGGACAAAACUGAUGAGUUCGACAACGCUUGCCGGCUUUGGUUCUUUAUGCCGAUGGAACAUGCAGAAGAUCUGGAAAUGCAGCAACUCAUGGUGGAAGAGCAGAAGGAUAGGUUCAGAGAUAUGGAUCUGUUGAUGCAAGGGAAGAUUGACGCAAAGGAUGAUGUUGUAUUGGCUUGUCGCAGUGUUUCGGUGCAGAGGAAAGAAGAAUUGGAAGAUUGCAGGAGACUCAUCCAGAAAGCUGUGGAUGAGCACUACGAUGACAUCAAACGGUUUGGAAGGUUUCCAUACAGGAAUAUGGCUCUAGGGCGCACUUCGACAAAGGAAGAACAAGAGCACCUCGAUACUUUGAAAUGA